Penicillium samsonianum is the source of this 837-nucleotide messenger RNA. RefSeq names its product transcriptional regulator family TF. The record is from RefSeq and is a predicted model, not a curated record. Gene Ontology annotation, biological process: positive regulation of transcription by RNA polymerase II. Bases 1 to 837 code for a protein of 278 amino acids. NCBI's taxonomy places the organism in Eukaryota, Fungi, Ascomycota, Eurotiomycetes, Eurotiales, Aspergillaceae. Gene Ontology annotation, molecular function: zinc ion binding; sequence-specific DNA binding; DNA-binding transcription factor activity, RNA polymerase II-specific. The transcript has a single exon.
AUGCCUAACCCUCCCUCGCCGCCAUCACCAGUCUCUUCAGGCAAGAAGAGACCACAUCCCUCCGACACUCCCCCAACGCAAACUGACCCCGUGACCAAUACCGCGCCCAAACCCUCCGUCCCGACGGCUGUGCCUUCCACCUCGCCCGCCCAUUCCACCGCCCCCGCCUCGUCCGCAUCCUCCUCAUUCCGCAAUGUCUCCGCCUGUAACCGUUGUCGACUGCGCAAGAACCGCUGCGACCAGCGUCUCCCGCGCUGCCAGACCUGUGAGAAGGCCGGCGUGCGCUGCGUCGGAUACGACCCUAUCACAAAGCGGGAGAUCCCCCGCAGCUAUGUCUAUUUCCUGGAGUCGCGCGUAGCACAUCUCGAAAAACAAUUAGCGGAUAACAACAUUGAAUUUAAGAAGGUCGUCGCCUUUGACGAGGAGGAUGCUAUCAAGCUCGAGGCUGAUAGCGACGCCGCGCAAGCUCGUUCCGGUUCUGACGGACAGGCCGGGGAGGGGUCUGCGGCGCAGAAAGAACAGUGGAAGAAAACCUCGAAAGAAGAUGGCGAUCGACCGGAGCGGAGAGGAGAGGGGGAUAAUCGCGAUGCGGACGACGACCCCGCUAACGAGGAUAGUUGGCGCCUGCAUAAUCUGGUUUCGAAUAUCGGCAUGGUUUCUGUGCAGGGUACUUCCGAUCCACGAUAUCUAGGGUCGACAUCGGGCAUUUCGUUUGCGCGUGUUGUCUUCGCUGCGGUGAGGAGCUCACUGCCCGGUAAUAUGCCGGAGCGUGCAGCGAUUCGAACGAGCGAUCGAUUGCCUCAGAGUGCGGCUGGCACUGCUGGGGGGGAGGAGUAG